This is a messenger RNA of Xiphophorus maculatus (southern platyfish), 2425 nucleotides long. Its product is annotated as C-X-C chemokine receptor type 5-like. Gene Ontology annotation, molecular function: G protein-coupled peptide receptor activity. NCBI's taxonomy places the organism in Eukaryota, Metazoa, Chordata, Actinopteri, Cyprinodontiformes, Poeciliidae. Gene Ontology annotation, cellular component: membrane. The record is from RefSeq and is a predicted model, not a curated record. Gene Ontology annotation, biological process: neuropeptide signaling pathway. The transcript is spliced from 2 exons. The coding region runs from base 1301 to 2251 and encodes 316 amino acids.
GUCCAAAUCUAAACAAAAAGGAAGAAAUUAUUAACAAAUCUGUUUGGAAUCCAUGGCCCCGUCGACAUGCAACAUCACAAACAUUGACAAGAAAAAAGCAAUUAUAUAAUUACUAUAAAGCUGUUUUAUAAUACCAGCUUCAUCAGCUGGUACGCGUCAAAGUUUGGCAAAAGAAAAUGGAUGAAGACUGACACAGGCCAGUUGGAUGGACUCGCAAAUCUAAUUGAACUCAAGUUAAAGUUCUGGAUCAGGUUGGUGAAUGAUAUGCUAAACAAGUGUGCACAAAAAGGAUUUAAUUUAAUGGUAGUUUUUAGUUUUCUUAAAUGAAAUGUAUAUCGUACAGUGUGCCUUUUAACAAGACCUGCUUUUGUGGUCGUCUGCUUAGUCGGGUCUCUUGGUUUUCAGGGGAAACUCAGAAAGUAGGAUAAGCCAGGUGGCUGUGGUUGACCAAAGCACGCUGACAGGUGUUUAGUGUCAACAAGAGAAAAACCUGUUGAUGUGACAUUCGUGUCAAAUAGAACUCAUGAAACGGGCUCAGAUUUAAAACGUCAAACCUGGUCUCCUGGACAACAAUUCACAUCUUUUUGCUAAAAUCAAAAAAUACCUGCUUGUAUUGUCUCAUUAUAUUUGAACAACUAAACACGUGGUCUUCAUUCACAUAGAGACGGGAAACAAUUUUAGUACAAGUUUUCGUAAACUGAUAAAUUGAGUGAAGCAGAAAUAUCUCAGCAACACCUGUGAGUUUUCUUGAUACGGAGAUUAAAUGACAAUACGACGACCUCUGAAGUCGUGCAUCAAAAAUGAAGAGACCAGACCGUAGACAUUUAAAAACCUGUGAAAAUCUGCACGCUGUUAAGCAUCCCACCAUCAUUCUGAAAGAAGAGCUCUUGACUGGACAAUGACAAUAACAUACUCGUCCAAAAUGGCUACUGUUGGCUUCUGACGUCAAAGGCAACAACUUGGGGACAAUGAAACGAUGAUUUCAACAUGACUAUUUGUGCCUAAGGUACCAGUAUCGUCACCUGAAGCUCGUUCUAGUUGUUCUGAAGAAAACCUUCGGUGUUGUGACUGUAAAGUAAUGCUGUGUCUUCUGCAAGCUGUAGUUGCGAAACCAAAGUCAAGCCCCUGCAAUCAAUAAACGCUGUCCUGAAUUACAUACCAAGGCCACAAACCACUAAGUGUGACACCUUCUGCAGAAUGAGUUAAUGCCCUUCUUAGACGACACGAUGCAUUCACUCAACCGUAGCCUGACAACAGAUACAGCUCUGUAGCUUCUUUCCUUCUUUCUAUCUCUUCCACAAUGGCCUCUGUCACUGAAUCGCCGAUUUCCUUCCCAAACGCCAACUGCUCCACCUUUGUAACAUCGCUGUUGUCCUGCAGCCAUCCGUCGUACGUCGCUGCUGGCGUGAUUGCUGUGCUCAGCUGCCUCCUGGGGAUCCCGACUAACGUCCUCAUGAUCGUAAAACUCAGCAGCCAUCUGCGAGGCUCCUCCAUGACGAAGCGCCUCAUCUUCAACCUGGCUCUGUCGGACCUCCUCUCGCUGUUCUGCUUGGUGAUCGCCGGGGCCAUUUUUGCCACCGGACCCCGUUUGACGCAUGGGUUGUGUCAACUUUUCUUUUUCGUCGUCUUAUUCUGCAUAACCUCCAGCUCCAACAUCCUGCUGCUGAUAAGCGUUCAACGUUACUACCAGAUUCUUCACCGUGCCAAGUGGGAAAAAGUGACCCGAGCAUGGCAGCGGGUUUUACUCUCCGGUGUGUGGGUACUCGGGGCCCUGCUGCCUCUCCCGCUUGUGCUUUCUCUGACGGAUAAGACGAGCGGAGACGCCGCGUCCGGCAAGACGUCCUGUAGGACCAAAAUGAUCAAACCGCAAGCCGAGGCGGUCCACGUCGCCAUUGUGAUGUCGGCUCAGCUUGUGGUGUUGGUGUUUUACGUAAAGCUUGUGAGAGGCGUCAGGAAGGUUCAGAUGUCUGACAAGAAAAAGCAAAAGAUCAAUAGACUGUUCACUCGGAUCCUCGCGGUCUCUCUUAUAGACUUUCUGCCUUUGUUUGCUCGCGUUGUGGCCGUUGCCGCCCAUUUUACGCACUCAAAAACGUUGUACGACGUCAGCAGGAAUUUGACGUCCAUCGAGUAUUUGUACUUUUUAAACCACUGCCUGAACCCCCUGCUGUAUUUCUUUGCUUCUCGGCAUCAGCUAAGAGACAGAGAGAAGAAAAGAAAGCUCUUUCUCAUGGCUCUUAAUGACAGUUCUUAACGAGGUCCUUGGAUGUCUGUGCUGUGCUAUUUGACCUUUACACAUUUUUCAUUUAUAAUGAGGUAUUAACACGGUUACAAAAACAUCCCAUGCGAACAACGACUUUGGUGUGGAUUUAUCGACCACUUCUCUUUCUGUAAAGACACGUUUUGCUAUUAAAAUGUUUGAAGGCUG